AAUUGUGUUUUGAAGGUCAGGAGGUUUUGGUGAUCUCGGUUAUUUGCAGAUCUGUAGAGACCUUGUCUUUUAUACUAAAAAGGACUGGGAAGUGAAAGGUAGCUUCAAUACUAAUCCAUGUAAAUUGUCCCCAAACUUCCAUGUUACAUGUUUAACACUUUCAAAUCAAUGAAUAAAAUAUCAUGCUGUUAUGUGAUUCUUUCCAUAGACGGCAUUUGACAACCCUGACAAUGUUUGCGAUCUCGAACAAUCGUUUCAACUUGUUGUUCGCGAAUUUUAUUUUCUGAAAUGUCGGUCACUAGUGACAGCUGCAGUUGAUCCCAAUCUCCCACAUUUGGGAAAAUUUUGGGGUAUUUUGUGGGAACUCCCAAUGUCAAAUAACAUUCAUCAAUGUUUGGGGAAAUUUCGAAAUUUUAGUGCCAUCUCCUAAAAGUUUACUAUAGUGGUUUUUUCAAAGGGGGUCAAAAUUUCCCCAAAAUUGGGAGCUCGGGAUGCGCUAUUCCCCAACUCACAUUGAGUCCAUUCCUAUUUUCUGAGAAACAUAAUAAUGUUAGUUAAAUUGUUAUCAUACAAAAGUUUAGAUAUUUCGACGAUCAGCGCAGUGUAGGAAUGAAUCUAACCAUACUGGAAGUUAUAAAAUUCCAUGUUCAUUUUAAAUUAGAGUGAAUCUGAUUAAGAUGUUAUAGAUUGUUAUUAAUUUUAACCUCUCGGUGAGUCAUUUUUACGCUUUGGCUUUGAUCACUCGAAAAGUGCUACUCUAUGACUGAAGAUAAAAUUACCCACGAAGAUACAUGUGAAGUUUUUGUAACAGUAGCCUGUAAGGUAUUAAAUUCACGAUUUGCAAAGAUCACUUACCUGAAGUAUAGCUAUUUCGUUUAUGACCAUAAAGAUCAUUUCUGACGUCUAUUCGCACUAGAAAACGCUUGCUGCUAUUCGUUCCUGAUCAUCACUUAUUCUCUAAAGUUUGCAUAUAAUUCCUGUAGUCAAUAUAGAAUACUGUCUUAUAAGUUAUUCGUAGGCAUAAAAUCGUUUGAUUCCCCGAUAUUCAAAGAUCACUCAUGUGGGACAAAAAUAGAAGACCUAGAUUUAUCCCUCGAAGUAUUCGGACUUUUACUGGUUUUAAUGAAAAUAGAAUACCAUUCACCCUUAAAGGACCUGAAUGGCAACACUCGGUCCCUGGUAAUUUUGGUUUUAGCCUUAGGGUAUGUUAUUUCUUAUAAAAUCCGGAGUGUGUCAUUUGGUACAAAAUGGCAAGAUAAACCAUUGCGAGAAGGGAUGUGAAUCUUUGACUUAGAAAGCACAGGAUGAUUGCUGUGAAUAAUGAAGUAUUUUUACGACAGUUACCAACUAAAAAAUAGAAAAUAAGCACGUAUGAAUUAAAACUUAAAAUUUAAAUAGCGGAAUUUCAAAUGUACUGCACAGAUUCUGACGGCUGUCGUGAGGCAAGUUGUUUUUCCGACUACACUUUCAGGCUGUCCAGAUUUUUCAUGUCUGCUGAUUGUACAUAACUUCAAGUAGCGAUAACUCGGCUCGUCUUCUGUAUGGUAGUCACCAUGUGUGAUAAUAUUGGUGGUUCGUAAUCUAUCAUUAUAUCACUCAUUAACUCCUUUCUUGACGUCAAGAUGAAGUUGACGUCUAUUUACCGUCUCACUGCCUACAUCCAUUAGAAAUGAUAUUUAGUCCACUUGGUAUUUGCUCAUUUCUCAGUGAACAUUCUGGUAUUGUAAAGAAAAAAUAACAUGACGUGAACAUUACUAGUAAAAUAUCAGAUUUAGAGUUAUUAGGUCUGCGUUAAGUGUCGUUCGUUUUGUUCAAAACUCAGUAAGCUCGGAUUUUCUAUCACAUAUAUGUACAUAAUAACGACGUUUUGUGUACCUCUUUGUAGAUAACCAGCGCUCAACAGAUUUUGAGUUUGAGUUAAUUAGCAUAAAGAAAAUGAAUUUUAAAUACCACAUUGUUACAAGAUUGCCUAUUAUGUUAAGUAGUCGAUUAAUCACUCUACCUAAAUAUGAAAUAAAAAUGUAUUCUGGAUAUUCAUUCUUUUCCACUCAAUCAUCGUUUGGCCAGAAUAAUGUUGUAGACGACGUACAACUUCGAUCUACAAAUCAAGUAUCUACCACAGAAACAGAUGAUGUUCGCAGAGCUCGUUUAUUAUAUCAAAGUAGAAAGCGUGGAAAUUUGGAAAAUGGAAUUCUGUUAAGUACAUUUGCUGCUAAAUACCUGAAUUCAAUGACUCAUGAACAACUUAUUGCAUAUGAUAGUUUAAUCAAUCUACCAGACAAUGAAUGGGACAUUUACUAUUGGAUUACAAGUAAGUUGUGUUUUUCUUGAAGCAAAUUUUUGUGGUUAACAUUUUUCUCGUAAUCAAGGUUUCUUUUUCACUUGUUGGUAUUCCUAAUCUCAUGCUCAGCCUUCUUUUUUUACUCGUGCUUAAAAUUGACAGUAACACUAGAAGGGAUCCAAGCAGAAUUUUAUGUAAAACGAGACCAAAAUUAGUCUUUAUUUUACUUGAUUUAGUUAUUACCAUUUUUCAUAGCAUUUAAGCAACAAAAUAUAUCCAAAGCGUUAAUGAGACUUAUGCUCUCUCUUCUCAAAAUCUAAUCUACCUCUUUUAGAAGGUAAGUCAGAAAUGUGACUGACAGGGUGAGCUGUAGCGUUUAUUACCUGAUUAGUAAAUUCCAGCAGACAAUGACAGUGUUUGUUUAUUUCAUUGAUCGUUAUAUUUAAUGGUCAAUUCAGUUGUAUUAGAAAUAAUCUGUUAGACAUCAACCAUAACUUCAAUGGUGCUUGGAAUUAAUCAAAAAGGUGUUGGUUGAGGACAAAAGUUACGAUUUUGCGCUAUUGUAUUUUCAUUGAAAAAGACUUUAUCGGUCGAUUGUGCACACUGUUUGUAGUCACUGACGAGAACAACAGACUGUUAUCCUUAAUUCUCACUCACUAUGUCAGUGAUAUUGACGUAAGUUGACUAACACCUCUUGUGAGAAUUAAUUUUCAGAAAUAUUUUCUACUGGGAAAUAUUUAGAAUCACAAACAUUUAUUCAUACUUUGUCAGACUUCGGCAUUAUUGUUAAAUAUCCUCAACUUUAUUUCCAAGCACUGGUUAUAUCGUCAUUCAAAGUUAUACCUGAUGUAUUUAGAAUGGGUGGAACGUGGUCAGGAGUGAAAUCCAAGAUCCGCGUUUCAUUCCAUUUAGUUCUCGUCAGCUGGACGUGCUUGUAUCCGAAUAUUCAUGUUCACAUUGGGACUCGAACCCAGAACCUUUCACUUUAAGCACCAACACUUUAUCCACUGGGCUGCUCAGCCCAGAAAUCGACUAAUUUGUUCAACACGUACGAUGUUCAUAUCAUUAUUAGCAAGGGUUUCGAAUUACAGCGUUGUUGAUAUUCAAGACUGCAUAUAAUAAUGAUAUACAUCUUAUUUAAUUAAAAUCCUCUUUUCUACAGCUGAUUUCGAUAUUUACGAGAUAUCCCUAAUUUUCUCUUUUUUUCAUCCAUACAUUGGAUGUAAAGAACUUUUUGAUUUUUAUCUGUAAUGUGUAUUAGUGAUUGGAUUAAAGUUAUAUAAUAUUUCAAAACUGUUACAUUUCUUUUCUAAAUUAUCACCUGCUCUAUUUUCUUUACAUGUAUCGUUUAAAAGAGGCAAAAGAAGCCCCAAAAUAUUUUCAAACAGAUGUAUUACAACUUCUUCAAGAACAUUGUCAAAACAAUAAGAACGAACUACGAAAUGAACAGCCUAGUUUAUAUUAAUUAUGCUUUAUACAAAAAACCAGUUGAAUAGUUUUAUUUUUCGCUAGAAAUUUUCAUCUCCUUUUUUUUCUCUCUCACACUUUCUCAGUUCAGUAAGAAUGUUUUGAUCAUCUAAAAAUUUAUUCAGUCCAAAUUGGAUCUAGUUCUUUUUGUUUCACGGAUAUUUGUAUAAAAUGAAUCAUUUUCAACUUCAUUUUCUUUUCUUAUGUAUAUAAAUAUUGUUGAAUCCAUCUGCUUUGCAAAAUCAAUUUUAUAAUAUUUCCCUAUAGGUUAAUGAUUAAUAAUAAAAUUUCUUUAAACACCGAAAAUGUUUUUCCUUGAAAUCUAUUUAUUAAGGCGAAAGGUGAUUAAAGAAGUUUUUAUAACUUAUGGCCUCAGUGCCCUGUUAAUGUAUAACGUAACGAUACCGCCAAUCAGAGAGCAGAGAAUUACCGAUUGGACCAAUGACGCGUAAUACACGUGCGAGCAGUCUAGAGUCCUGAUUGGUCUUGCUUCCCGCCUAGCGCAGCCUGUUAAGUCCAGAACUCCAAUCUCAGCCUCUGCAGUAUGAAUCAUUUAUUUCAAGCAUACUGGGUUUAUAUACUAAUCAGACAGACCAUACCGUACCAUAAAAUAUGAAAAAAACAUUUGUACAAGAAUUAGCCAAAUGUGGCUGUGAAUGUGGGAGGUAGUGAUUAAUAGACAGGGGAUAAUUCAAGGAUGGUUAAUCGUAUA
Messenger RNA from Schistosoma haematobium, 4460 nucleotides. Its product is annotated as Succinate dehydrogenase assembly factor 2, mitochondrial. The transcript is spliced from 2 exons. The record is from RefSeq and is a predicted model, not a curated record. NCBI's taxonomy places the organism in Eukaryota, Metazoa, Platyhelminthes, Trematoda, Strigeidida, Schistosomatidae. Gene Ontology annotation, cellular component: mitochondrion. Bases 1936 to 2331 code for a protein of 131 amino acids. Gene Ontology annotation, biological process: mitochondrial electron transport, succinate to ubiquinone; tricarboxylic acid cycle; protein-FAD linkage.